AUGAGAUUCUUACUCAGAGAUUGGCAUUGCUAUAUGUUCAAAGUGAGGCGAUAUCGAAAGAAUAAGGUUGAUAGGUUUAAGAUGAGAAACUACUUUUGGAGAGAGUAUUUGGGGUAUAGAGAAGAUGACAAACCAAGUGAAGCGGAGGAGGUGGAAAGGGAGAUUGUGAUAAGGGAGUGGUUGCACAAAAUACUUUGGACACAUGGAAAAGCCUUGCGAGAUUUUGGGGAGAUGAUUUUCGAGGGAACAGGAGAUCAGGGAAAGAUCCUGAAUCAGAGGAUGAAUGAGCUGCUUCAGGAUAUAAAUGACGUGAUGAAAGAUCUGAGGGAGAGUUCCUUCAAAGAAAAGGCAAGGAUGAAAUUGCAGGACGCAAAGAUCAUGGGCUUACUCAAGAGACACUAUGUCCUAUACUCACAAAUUAUUAAUCCGAGUUUUGACUUCCAAGAAGAAGACGAUAUGGAGAAAUAUUAA
Molecule: messenger RNA, 471 nt
Organism: Sclerotinia sclerotiorum 1980 UF-70
Lineage: Eukaryota; Fungi; Ascomycota; Leotiomycetes; Helotiales; Sclerotiniaceae
Exons: 1
Coding region: 1-471 (156 amino acids)
Source: RefSeq, a predicted model, not a curated record